Molecule: messenger RNA, 2412 nt
Organism: Fraxinus pennsylvanica
Lineage: Eukaryota; Viridiplantae; Streptophyta; Magnoliopsida; Lamiales; Oleaceae
Source: the annotation of a GenBank genome assembly
AUGAGCUAUUAUUUAAGAGCACUUUUGUUGAGUUUGAUAGUAAAAGUAUCAGAAUCGGCGCCACAGGCAUAUAGGAGAGACCCAGGGCACCCGCAGUGGCACCAUGGAGCCUUUCAAGAUGUCAAAGAUUCCGUCCGUUCCGAAGUCCGUCAAAUGCUUCAUUCCCGCGCUGAGGUUCCAUUUCAAGUCCCUCUUGAAGUUAAUGUAGUCCUUAUUGGGUUCAAUGGCGAUGGAGGCUAUAGGUAUACUUUAGAUUCUCAAAAACUGGAGGAGUUUUUGAGAGUAAGCUUUCCAUCUCACAGACCCUCAUGCUUAGAGACAGGCCAGCCACUUGAUAUUGAGCAUCACGUUGUAUUUAAUGCAUUUCCAGCUGGGCAGCCGGAAUUGAUAGCAUUGGAGAAAAUACUGAAAUCAGCCAUGGUUCCCACUGGCACUGCUAGAGAGGCUAAUUUUGGAAGAGAAGUUCCUUUAUUUGAGGUUGAAGCGACAACUGUUGAGCCGGAGUUUCAGAAGCUUCAUUCCUAUCUCUUUGACAUGGAAAAUGCAGGAUAUUCUGUGGAAGAAAUGGACAGACCUUGGCCAACUGCAAUCUUUGUUGUUAAUUUUGAUAAGGUGCGAAUAGAUCCCAGGAACGAGGAACUUGAUCUUGAAAGUUUUAUGUAUGGCAGCAUCACGCAACUAAAUGACGAGGAAAUUAAGAAACAAGAGGGGGAUUACAUAUAUCGAUAUCGUUAUAAUGGAGGAGGUGCAUCUCAGGUUUGGCUUGGAUCUGGCAGAUUUGUUGUGGUUGACCUCUCCGCGGGACCUUGCACAUAUGGGAAGAUUGAAACUGAAGAAGGAAGUGUCAAUCCUAAAACACUGCCUCGAUUACAAAAUGUAUUUUUACCUAGAUUGGUUGCAGGAAGUGAGCAGUCAGCGCCUGAUAUUUUUAUUGGACAACUCGCUUCUGUGAUUGCAACUACAGUAGAGCAUGUUAUAGCCCCAGAUGUUAGGUAUGAAACCGUUGAUAUGACUACUAGGUUGCUUAUACCAAUCAUUGUCCUUCAAAAUCAUAAUAGAUAUUAUAUCAUGGAGAAAGGUCACAAUUACAGUAUAAAUGUUGAAGCAAUUGAGGCUGAGGUUAAGAAAAUGGUACACCAAGGACAGGAAGUAGUAAUUGUUGGGGGUACACAUGCAUUACAUCGCCAUGAAAAGUUGGCUAUUGCUGUUUCGAAAGCCAUGAGAGGGCAUUCCCUUCAAGAAACCGAGAAGGAUGGACGCUUCCAUGUUCACACGAAGACAUAUUUGGAUGGUGCUAUACUUAAGGAGGAGAUGGAAAGAUCUACUGAUGUGCUUGCUGCUGGUUUACUUGAGGUGUCCGAUCCAUCCCUUUCAAGUAAAUUUUUCCUUCGUCAGAACUGGAUGGACGAGACUGAUGGUGCAGGUGAUUCAAUAUUAAAGCAUAAACCUCUUUGGGCAUCCUAUAACUCUCAACGUGGGAAGGAUAAGAAAAGGAGAACAGAAAAGAAGAAACAAGGGGAUCUGUACCGUACGUAUGGAACUAGGGUUGUUCCAGUCUUUGUUCUAUCACUUGCUGAUGUGGAUGAACACCUUAUGAUGGAGGAUGAUAGUCUUGUAUGGACAAGCAAUGAUGCAGUUAUUGUGCUUCAGCACCAAAGUGAAAAGAUACCAUUGAGUUAUGUUUCAGAAAUAGAGAGAAGACAUGCUAUCCCAUCACAAGUUCAGCGCCAUAUAUUGGCUGGAUUGGCUUCUGUUGUAGGUGGAUUAAGUGCACCUUAUGAAAAAGCCUCUCAUGUGCAUGAAAGGCCUGUGGUGAAUUGGCUUUUGGCUGUUGGUUGCCAUCCAUUUGGACCGUUUUCAAAUACUUCCCAAAUUAGUCAAAUGCUUCGGGAUGUUGCUCUGAGGAACACAAUAUAUUCGCGUGUUGAUUCUGCACUUCACCGAAUUAGAGAUACAUCAGAGGCUGUCCAAGCCUUCACUGCUGACUAUCUGAAAACCCCUCUGGGCGAACCAGUGAAAGGUAAAAAGAAUAAGUCAAGUACUGAGAUCUGGUUGGAAAAGUUCUACAAGAAAACAACCAACUUGCCAGAACCAUUCCCUCAUGAAUUAGUUGAACGAUUGGAAAAGUACUUGGAUAGCCUUGAGGAACAGCUUGUAGAUCUCUCUUCCUUGUUGUAUGAUCAUCGUUUACAAGAAGCCCACUUAAACAGUUCAGAGAUUCUUCAAAGCUCAAUCUUCACCCAACAGUAUGUAGACCACGUUUUGAGCAGUGAAAGGGAGAAAAUGAAAUGCUGCAGUAUCCAGUAUAAAUUCCCUGUGCAUACUUCACAGAAUUACAUAUACGCUGGAAUUCUUUUAGCUGGAUUUUUGGUAUAUUUUGUUGUAAUCUUCUUUGCAUCCCCUGUGCGCUGA